Pseudomyrmex gracilis is the source of this 2682-nucleotide messenger RNA. RefSeq names its product FAST kinase domain-containing protein 3, mitochondrial-like. NCBI's taxonomy places the organism in Eukaryota, Metazoa, Arthropoda, Insecta, Hymenoptera, Formicidae. The record is from RefSeq and is a predicted model, not a curated record. The transcript is spliced from 2 exons. The coding region runs from base 297 to 2435 and encodes 712 amino acids. Gene Ontology annotation, biological process: regulation of mitochondrial mRNA stability.
UAUCGCGCGUCAAUUGCCUCGAAAGAAUCAGUGUCGCCAUCGGUUGGCCAACUCGCGCAAUCGCACGUGUUCACCACAUCGGUACAAAUCUGACAACUCUCCAUCGGGUUAUGAGACCAACCGGUUCAUUUUACAUGCUUUUUUUCUAUUUAUGACGCAUGUAAAAAAUGAGCAAAAAAAGAAGUGGUUUUGCUGCAGAGAUAUUAUAAUAUCUUAUUAGUGAAACUUAUAACAUGGAAAUUUCUUUGGGAUUUUUUGUGAAGAUAUAGCGAAUAACACAUAAUGAAAGAAAAAAGAUGAUAGUCUCUAGUCGCACAAUUUGGGAAAAGUUUCCCAUAAUAAGAACGUGCGUGCGGCCGUGCAAUCGAAUUUACAAAUUUAAAAAGAGAUGGUUCGAAUCGAGCGCACGCGAUCAUCGCAGCGAAACGCAAUUGACUCAGACGACUAUCUGCGUGCAAGAGGGCACUCGCAUACAGGAAGUUCCGCUGAUAGUCAGAAAGAUCACCGAUGUUGCGAAACUGCUCGAUGAGAAAAGCAAAAGAGUUGUCGACAAAAAAUUGCCAUCGUUAAAUGCAGAUAAAAAGCCCGCUGUAAUUCAGAAAGAAAAUAUUUCACAUUCCUCCGUGACAAACGUGAUGAAGAACGAGCCUUUGAAGCACGGUAUCAGCAUAGAGACUGACGAGGGUACGGCGAUACUCUUCUACUCUGACAUGAAGAACUUGAAGGAUGUGGAUAUAGAACAGAUUUUGGACGCAAUAAUGACAGGAAACGGGAAUAACAGAGUCUAUUCCUUGCUCGAGAACAAGAUGUCCGACGAGGUGAGCUGUCGGAUAGCGCUUCAGAGUUUGAAAAAGAUGAUCGAAUUGGAAAACGGAUGGUACAAGUAUCGAAAGACUCUGUCGAGCGGACAGUCGGCCGUGGAAGUCGCCAACAGAGACAUUAUAUUCCGACAGCUUAUAAAUGUAAUUGUCAAAAGUCGAGACAGCGAGAUGAUAUUGCAGGGAUUGAAAGCGUUAAAGAGAGACAGGUUCAGUCCUGCGAAGAAUAUUUACAAAGAUUGGAUGUGUAACGAAGCUAUGAUCAGAGCCACGGACGGUGAGUUCACGGUGUCGCAACUGAUCAGAGCGGUGAAGAUUCUGUCCUCUUACAAAGAUGCCAAGUACAGAAACUGCGUGGACAUGUUGUGGGUUGGUUUGGCCUGCAAGGAACGCGAUAUCAAACCGGAAUUUCUAGUGCCGUUGUUCAAGUCGUUGAAGCAUUUUUAUCGGAGCAGGAACAUGACGCAAAUCAUUUUGGAAAAGAAGCUUUCGGAACAGUGGAUAAAUUUGUCCGGCUCUCAGAUGAGCGACAUACUGGACUCUCUUUACGGGAAAGAUGUUUCGAAGGGUAGUCUUGCGAGCGCCAGCAAGUGGGCUGCUGUGAGCAUGACCACCUCAAACGAGAAAGAUCUCGCGAGAUUCAUCAGCAGCUUACACACGAAAAAGUAUGUCGACGAAAGCAUAGAACAGGCACUGGCGAGAUACGUGACGGCUAAAGGCGCGACGAUAAAGGAUCCCAAUUUGAUCGCGACAAUAACGGAUUAUUGUAAAGAUUUAAGAGUGAGAAAUUCGUACGUUCUCAACGGAUGCGGAAAGUACUUCAUAAGAUACGGGACGAAAAUUUCGUCCUCUUUAUUGCCGUCCAUUCUCACGUCGUUUGGAUUAUUGAAUUUACAACCGCCCGAUACCAUCGAGUUUUGGAGAACAUUCGACGAAGUGAUAACCGCGAGAUUUUCGGAUUUGAAACUAAACGACGUUCUCGACAUUUUUCUCUCUUGCACGUAUCUCGAAAGAUAUCCCGUCAAGUUUCUGGACAAAGUUUUCAGCUCGUAUCUCAUGAACAGACUGCAAAUUCAAAGAGACAUGCCUAUUGUGAGCCGUUUGAAGAUCAAAUUGAAAUUGUUCGACGCGACCAUGUCGUUAGAAUGUAAAUAUUAUCAAGGUAGUCCGAUUAAUCUCGACAGGGACACGAGGUCGUUGAAUUUGGACACGAGAAUCAGAGGUAUCGUUAAUAAGAUAUACAAACCUCUGGCGCAUUUGGUGGGCGGGGAGCACAAAUUGAGCAGGAGCGUGGUUUUAAACAAAAUGCCUCUCAUAAACUUCUACGUUUUGGAUGUUUUGAUACAUCCGCUCUUAAGGUCGACGCCGACCUUCAAUUUAAAUCUGCAAAAAAAGAAAAAUGUUAAUACCGCGAUUCUGAUUCAUCUGCCCGAGUAUUAUUGCUGGAACACUCAGCUUUUGAUAGGACCGCAAGUGAUGAGGAAGAGACAGAUGAGAAAAUUGGGUUUCCGAGUCACAUGCUUGGAUUACGCGAAACUGACAGAACUCGUAGAUCAAGACGACAAAUUGUUACUUUACUUAUCGCAAAAUCUAGACGCUGCCGAAGAUGCUCUAUAAAUUAUUCCGCAAGUGACACGCAUGUUUAUGUAAGCGUAUAUGAUUUCCCAGUGACAAGUUGUAAUAUUUUAUUUGGAUUUUUUUUUGUUUUUUGACUGAAAUCGAAAAAGAGAGAGAUGUGUACAAGACAAGAGUAAAGCAUUGUAUAAAUCUGACGCAAUAAACAUAUUCGCAAAAACAAAUCCUCAUCUAUUUCUGCUUAUAACAUGUAAAUAUGUAAAUAUGUGAGUCUUUAAUAAGGUCUGUU